Molecule: messenger RNA, 1398 nt
Organism: Cyprinodon tularosa
Lineage: Eukaryota; Metazoa; Chordata; Actinopteri; Cyprinodontiformes; Cyprinodontidae
Product: GTP-binding protein REM 2-like
Exons: 6
Coding region: 376-1284 (302 amino acids)
Cellular component (GO): plasma membrane
Molecular function (GO): GTP binding; GTPase activity; calcium channel regulator activity
Source: RefSeq, a predicted model, not a curated record
AUCCACAGUCCUGCUUUUUGUCAAGCUACAUCACCGCUUUGUUUUUCUGUCUGCUAUUAAUUAACUGCAUACAUCUGCAGCAGAAACCUGCAUAAAAGCUUUUUUUGUUGGCCAGUUUUCAUCUUUCCUUCUCAGCAGGAAGUCUGGAUCCGGAAAGCAUUUAGUAGGUGUGAGUCACACAGCAGUCAGUCUGAAGUGAUGAAUUACGGUGCUGCCUGCAGAGCUGGACCUGGGCCCUAUAACCUGAGAGAACAGUGAGGAAGGGAGGAGGAAGAGAGAGAGAAAAAGAAGGCGCCAGGGGAAGAGAGAAAGGGGGAGCAAGAGAGAGAGAAACCACGCUUACUUAGUUGCCGACAGACACCUGAGAGCUUGCAGAUGCCGACAGAUGUGCCCGAAGAUAGACUCAGUAUCGAGGAGAAUGCCUCCAAGUGUGACAGCAUGACUCUACCCAGCACCCCCACUGUCCGCAGAGGAAGUACUCCUCUGCCAAUAAAGCACCAACUUCGACGGGAAGAAGCUGUUCAUGAUGAAGGUGACUGGACAUCCGGAGCAGCUGGACCUUCUCAUUCACCGCUCAGCUUCAGCCCAGCCCUGGAUGACACUCCCAUUGUCUCUGUAGAGGGCAGGCAUGACGGGCCAUUGCGGAUCGCCCUGUUGGGUCAGAAUGGAGUUGGGAAGUCAUCACUCCUUGUUGCCAUCACUGGCGACAUGGACCGUACUGCGUCAGUGGAUUCUGAUGGGGAGGGUUAUGUGCGCACAGUCACUGUGGAUGAUGAGGAGAGCACCAUCAUUAUCUAUGACAACUGGAGACAGGACUUAUCCGCUCUUCAGUGUGAGGUGUGCGUUCUAGUGUUCUCUGUGACUGAUAGGCGCAGUUUCCACCGUACUGCUCAACUCCGACUCCUCCUGAGAGAGACUCAACCUCAGACUCCCAUAAUCCUUGUUGGUAACAAGAGCGACCUUGUUCGCUCUCGUGAGGUUACAGCUCAAGAGGCCAUGUCCAGUGCUGCCCUCUAUAACUGUCUGUAUCUGGAGAUCUCAGCCUCUCUGGAUCACCGCACGCUUGAGCUCUUGGAGUCUGCCGUACGACUAGCCAGAGGUCAGCCGCCUUGGCCCCCAGGGUGCAGUGCAGAGGACAUGUGUGGAGGAGGUCAACGAGAAAGCAUCACCUCUCGUGCUAAACGCUUCCUCACCAGCCUGAUGCCUCGGUACCCACGAGAAAGAGAAGUGGGCAAGUUCCUGAGACAGAAGUCCCGCUCAUGCCACGAUCUGGGGGCACUGUGAUCGCCCACAUCGAGACGUUUAAUAGUUUGAAUGUUUAGCAAAAAUAACUUGAAGUGAUGUAGUGAACUAAAAGAAAAAUUAGAGAAGGGAGAGAAACAGCUCUUAGUGGACAGA